Lathyrus sativus (Indian pea) is the source of this 1503-nucleotide messenger RNA. The record is from the annotation of a GenBank genome assembly. Lineage: Eukaryota; Viridiplantae; Streptophyta; Magnoliopsida; Fabales; Fabaceae.
AUGCCAAUGGGGAAGCCAAGUUCUUCAGCAGUUAUUGGUAAGCAUUCUGAGCCUGAAAAGCCAGUUGAAUCUGACGAGAAGGUCAAUCUUGAAGAAGAAAAUGAUCCUGAGGAAGAAAUGGAAGAAGAGAUUGAAUAUGAAGAAGUAGAAGAAGAGGAGGAAGUGGAAGAAAUAGAAGAGGAGGUGGAAGAAGAAGAGGAGGACCCAGAGGAGGUAGAGGAAGAGGAAGAAGAGGAAGAGGAAGAGGAGGAGGAGGAGGAGCAAGUGGAAGAAGACACUGUGCCAAACCAAAACAUUGAUGAUGAUGAGAAAAAGAAACAUGCUGAACUUCUUUCUCUUCCUCCUCACAAGUCUGAAGUUUACAUAGGUGGCAUUCCUCUUGAUGCCGCAACGGAAGAUUUGAAAGAUUUUUGUGAGCGUAUUGGGGAAGUUGUACAGGUUCGAAUAAUGAAAGGAAAAGAUUCUUCGGAGAAUAAGGGUUUCGCUUUUGUGCUUUUUAAAAAUGAAGAACUGGCUUCUAAAGCCAUUGAGGAGCUGAAUAAUACUGAAUUUAAGGGUAAAAAAAUAAGAUGUUCUACAUCUCAAGCAAAAAAUCGUCUUUUUAUUGGCAAUAUUCCUAGAAGCUGGGGCGAUAACGAUCUAAAAAAGGUUGUCAGUGAGAUAGGACCUGGUGUUACCGCUGUUGAACUAGUCAAGGAUAUGAAGAACAUUAUCAAUAACCGCGGUUUUGCUUUUAUUGACUAUUAUAAUAAUGCAUGUGCUGAAUAUUCAAGGCAAAAGAUGAUGAAUCCAACAUUUAAGCUUGGUGACAACUCCCCAACAGUGAGCUGGGCUGACCCGAAAAAUGCUGAUUCCUCUGCUUCAUCUCAGGUGAAGGCAGUAUAUGUGAAGAACCUUCCUAAGAAUGUAACUCAAGAGCAGUUGAAGCAGCUUUUUGAACACCAUGGGAAGAUCACAAAGGUGGUUCUUCCACCACCAAAAUCUGGUCAGGAAAAGAACAGAAUCGGCUUUGUUCAUUUUGCAGAGCGAUCAAAUGCUAUGAAAGCACUAAAGAAUACUGAAAUAUAUGAAUUAGAUGGUCGAAUGUUAGAGUGUUCUCUAGCAAAGCCACAGGCUGAUCAGAAGGCUGUAGUAACAAAUACACUGAAUCAGGGAUUGCUUCCAAGCUAUCCACCACAUAUUGGUUAUGGUUUGGUUGGUAAUCCCUAUGGCGCACUUGGUGCUGGAUAUGGUGCUCCUGGUCUUGCACAGCCUUUAAUGUAUGGACCCGGUCAAACUCCCGCUGGAAUGGCCAUGAUGCCGAUGCUUCUGGCUGAUGGACGCAUUGGAUAUGUCUUGCAACAGCCAGGAUUGCCUCCGCAAACCCCGCCUUCACAUCAAAGAGGUGGCAGGAGUAGCGGCGGCGGCAAUAGUGGUGGAAGUGGCAGCAGGAAUACGGGCAGUUCAAGUAAGGGAAGGCACAACAAUGAUAAUGGUCAUGGGCGAAGAUACCACCCUUAUUAG